AUGAGUUACAUGAAAAAAGAUGAGGACGCUGAUCAGGUCAUGGUCAAGCUUGAUCGGACCUCCGUCUUCCAAGAUGCACGACUAUUCAAUUCCUCGCCAAUCUCCCCCCGAAGAUGUCGCACUCUGUUGACCAAGAUCGCGGUCCUCCUGUUUACCGGAGAGCAAUUCCCAACGAACGAGGCGACGACUCUCUUCUUCGGCAUCUCGAAGCUGUUUCAGAAUAAGGACCCUUCCCUGCGGCAAAUGGUUUACCUGAUCUUGAAGGAGCUUGCGAACACGGCGGAAGAUGUGAUCAUGUCCACAAGUAUUAUCAUGAAGGAUACCGCUGUCGGCAGUGAUGUACUCUACAGGGCAAAUGCCAUCCGAGCUCUGUGCCGCAUUAUUGAUGCCACCACCGUCCAAGGUAUCGAGCGACUGAUCAAGACCGCCAUCGUCGACAAGACACCCUCCGUUUCCUCCGCCGCGCUGGUCUCCUCAUACCACCUUCUCCCUAUUGCGCGCGAUGUUGUCCGUCGGUGGCAGAGCGAGACGCAGGAAGCCGCGUCUGCGUCCAAGCAAUCCACUGGGUUCCUUGGCUUUGGCGGUAGCUCUCAGAGCCACGCUAUCUCGCAAUCCAACUUCAUGACCCAAUAUCAUGCCAUCGGCCUGUUGUAUCAAAUGCGCUCGCACGAUAGAAUGGCACUAGUCAAGAUGGUUCAGCAGUAUGGAGCUGCUGGUGUUGUGAAGAGUCCUGCUGCGUUGGUUCUGCUGGUGCGGUUAGCGGCGAAGUUGGCAGAGGAGGAUCUUGGACUGAGGAAGCCGAUGAUGCAGAUGCUCGAUGGGUGGCUCCGACACAAACAUGAGAUGGUUAACUUCGAGGCGGCAAAGGCUAUUUGCGACAUGCGGGACGUCACCGAUGCGGAAGCAUCCCAAGCCGUCCAUGUUCUGCAGCUGUUCCUCUCGUCCCCGCGGGCCAUCACCAAAUUCGCGGCCAUCCGUAUCCUCCACAACUUCGCCUCGUUUAAGCCCCAUGUUGUCAAUGUUUGCAACCCCGACAUCGAAUCCCUCAUCUCAAACUCCAACCGCUCUAUCGCCACUUUCGCAAUCACCACAUUGCUCAAGACCGGCAACGAGGCUAGUGUCGACCGCUUGAUGAAGCAAAUCUCUGGCUUCAUGGCUGACAUCACCGAUGAGUUCAAGAUCACCAUUGUUGAGGCCAUUCGCACUCUGUGCCUGAAGUUCCCCAGCAAGCAGGCUGGUAUGCUGUCGUUCCUCAGCGGUAUCCUCAGGGAUGAGGGCGGUUAUGAGUUCAAGCGCAGCGUUGUUGAGAGCAUGUUUGAUCUGAUCAAGUUUGUCCCUGAGAGCCGAGAAGAUGCUCUUGCCCAUCUUUGCGAGUUUAUUGAGGAUUGUGAAUUCACCAAGCUGUCUGUCAGAAUCCUACAUCUCCUCGGUGUGGAAGGACCCAGGACCUCUCAUCCUACCAAGUAUAUUCGCUAUAUUUACAACAGAGUUGUCCUCGAGAAUGCUAUCGUACGAGCUGCCGCUGUCACAGCUCUGGCCAAGUUUGGCGUAGGGCAGAAGGAUCCCGAAGUCAAAUCCAGUGUAUCCGUCUUGCUCACACGCUGUCUUGACGAUACGGAUGAUGAGGUUCGCGAUCGUGCUGCUCUCAAUCUUCGUCUGAUGGCUGAAGAGGAUGAGAUGGCUGAACGAUUCAUCAAGAAUGACUCCAUGUACUCCCUCUCAACAUUCGAACACCAGCUGGUCAUGUAUGUGACAUCGACAGAAAAGGAGACGUUUGCUGCCGCGUUCGACGUCGCCACCGUCCCCGUCGUCACACAAGAACAGGCUUUGGCGGAAGAGAGAACGAAAAAGCUCACGACCGCCACACCCACUCUCAAGGCCCCAUCUGCCGGUCCUCCCAAGGGCAAGGCAAACGGCGUUGCCGAAGCAGCUACCGCUGCAGCAACUCAGAAAUAUGCCGAGCAACUUAUGCAGAUUCCAGAGCUCAGAGCAUAUGGAACCUUGCUCAAGUCUUCGGUUCCUGUCGAGCUCACCGAGAGCGAGACCGAAUAUGUUGUCACAGCCGUCAAGCACGUUUUUAAGGAGCACAUUGUCCUGCAGUACGAUGUUAAGAACACUCUACCCGAUACUGUGCUCGAGGACGUAACGGUAGCUGCGACGCCUUCCGAGGAGGAUGUUCUCGAAGAAGAGUUCACUGUUCCUGCUCCCAAGCUUGCUACCAACGAGCCUGGUAUCAUUUAUGUCACGUUCAAGAAGCUUGCUGGCGAGGAUAGCUUCCCGGUCACAUCGUUCACAAAUAACUUGAAAUUCACCAGCAAAGAAGUUGAUCCCUCAACCGGUGAACCUGAGGACAGUGGCUAUGAGGAUGAGUACCAGGUUGAGGACCUGGAACUUACCGGCAGUGAUUAUGUGAUCCCCACAUUUGCCGGCAGCUUUGACCACGUUUGGGAGCAGACUGGUGCGAACGGCGAGGAAGUCAGUGAGACGCUACAACUUAGCAAUAUGAAGAGCAUUUCAGAUGCUACCGAACAACUCAUAUCUGCGCUCUCUCUCCAGCCUCUCGAGGGAACAGACGUGGCUCUCAGCAACAGCACGCAUACGCUCAAGCUCUUUGGCAAGACCGUGUCAGGAGGCCGAGUUGCCGCUCUGAUCAAGAUGGCAUUCUCCAGCAAGUCGGGCGUUACCACUAAGAUCACUAUCCGAGCGGAGGAAGAAGGUGUCGCUACCGCUGUGAUGGCAGCUCUCGCUUAA
Aspergillus clavatus NRRL 1 is the source of this 2751-nucleotide messenger RNA. Its product is annotated as coatomer subunit gamma. Gene Ontology annotation, biological process: protein secretion; endoplasmic reticulum to Golgi vesicle-mediated transport; intra-Golgi vesicle-mediated transport. Gene Ontology annotation, cellular component: endoplasmic reticulum; endoplasmic reticulum-Golgi intermediate compartment; Golgi membrane. Lineage: Eukaryota; Fungi; Ascomycota; Eurotiomycetes; Eurotiales; Aspergillaceae. Bases 1 to 2751 code for a protein of 916 amino acids. The record is from RefSeq and is a predicted model, not a curated record. Gene Ontology annotation, molecular function: structural molecule activity. The transcript is spliced from 6 exons.